Drosophila navojoa is the source of this 1375-nucleotide messenger RNA. RefSeq names its product Adenosine kinase 1 (gene Adk1). Gene Ontology annotation, cellular component: cytosol; nucleus. NCBI's taxonomy places the organism in Eukaryota, Metazoa, Arthropoda, Insecta, Diptera, Drosophilidae. The record is from RefSeq and is a predicted model, not a curated record. Gene Ontology annotation, molecular function: adenosine kinase activity. Gene Ontology annotation, biological process: purine nucleobase metabolic process; purine ribonucleoside salvage.
AGUACUUCAAUCGUCUGUGGGCUGGCAGCUCGCUCGGUAGAUCCAAAUUUGUGUUUUCUUUCCGCUUCUGAUUUCGUAAAAGGAAAUGUGCCAAGUAUUGUUUCGUUGCUGAGAGUAGGUAGGACAAUGCGAUGUUUGCGCAGAUACUUCGUGAAUAAAUUAGUGUUGUGCGGAUUGCGUAGAGGACCGGCAGCCAAGCAGGGCAAGCACUGGAGCAGCUAUCUCAUCAAGGGGGGCAGUAGUUUGAUGGGCACAGCUGCCAUUGGCAAGACCUCGAAGGACAUUUACGCAACAAUCAAGGGCGGCUCGAAGGAACCAAUGGAUCUACCGGAGUGCGUGCUCGUUGGCUUCGGCAAUCCGCUGCUGGACAUCACCACCACCGUGGAGGACACUCUGCUGAUCGAGAAGUAUGACCUACAAUCGAAUGCGGCCAUCAUAGCCGAUGAGAGCCACAUGCCCCUCUUCGAGGAGCUGACGAACCAGGAGUUUGUGCAGUACGCGGCGGGCGGCGCCUGCCAGAACUCGAUGCGCAUCUUCCAGUGGAUCGUGGGCAAGCCCUUUCGGGCGGCCUUCUUCGGGGCUGUGGGCAGGGAUAAGUUUGGCGACACGAUAGCCAAGCGAGCGCUAGCCGAUGGCGUCGAGACGCGCUACCAAAUCAAGGAGGAAAUGCCGACGGGCACCUGCGCCGUCAUCAUGUCGGGCGGUGAUCGAUCCGUGGUGGCCAAUCUCGGCGCCGCGGCGCUCUUCACGACGGAGUGGCUGGAUAUCGAGGAGAAUGCGUGCCUCCUGGAAAAUGCCAAGUAUUUCUAUGCCACCGGCUUUUUCAUAGCCGUCACCCCGGAGACCGUGCUCCGCGUCGCCAAGCUCUCGAGCGAGACGAACCGCUACUUCGUGCUCAAUUUCAGCGCCGUGUUCGUGCUGCAGUCGCACAGGAAUCAUCUGGACGAGAUCUUGCCCUACUGCGACAUGGUCAUUGGCAACAAGCAGGAGGCCUUGGCCUACGCCAAUAUGCACGAGUGGAACACCACGGACAUCUUCGAGGUGGGGCGUCGGCUGCAAUCCCUGCCCAAGGAGAACUGUCGGCCGCGCAUCAUCCUGAUCACCGAUGCCGUCUGCCCGGUGCUCUGCUUCCAGGAGAACGACAAGGUGCUCCAGUAUCCGGUGCCGCCCAUCGACAAGAAGUCGGUCAUCGACACCAACGGCUGCGGCGACGCCUUUGUGGGCGGCUACCUCUCGCAGCUGGUGCAGAACAUGCCGGUCGACUAUUGCAUUCGCGCGGGCAUUUUCGCCUCCCAGCAGGUGCUGCGCAUCAUUGGCGUCCAGGUCGAGAAGCUGCCCAAAUUCAACGAGUCCUGCAUUUGAGACCGUCCAAUGC